GCAGGGUGAUUCACCUUUGAUACCUAGGCAGUUUUACUCAAUUUGCUAUACAUAGACGUACGACGUAGAGUGGUUGGUUAGUGUGUGAAAUUAAAUACCAGCGAGCGGCCAGACAAGGGUAUGCUUCCCCUCACUGCAGGCAGCAGCAACCGGGGGACGUCGCGUCAAGGCGCGUCUCUCAAAGCCGAGUUAACAAAAGUUUCCAUUGACCUCUCAACUGAUCACCACAAGCAUAAGCAUGGCCGUCUUCGAUUGCCAGCACAAAGGCUGCCGAUUAAAAAAGCCGUCAAUCUUGGCCCCUGAAUGUCAGGAUUAUACAGGCUCAUCGUCCAAUUUCACUUUUAAUCGUCGAUUGUAAUGUCUCGAAUUAAACGGGAGGACACCUCCCAAGAGGCGGUUGAUGAAGAUUCCCUGCAAUACAGCUUUGGUGAUGCUGGCUUGGGAGAAGUCGAUGAGAAAUACCCUAAUCGUCCCCGUAAUCACUCCCAGACACUGGUCUUCUCCGAACUGUUCACGAAUCUCUUCAACCCUUUGAAUGAGCACAAAAACCGGAGAGGUCCCGGUGGCCCUGCAGGCCGCAAGGGCGGCCCGAGGCUGUCUCCUCACGAACAAAGACGCCUCAUCAUCAGACGCUUCAUCGACCGCUGGCGGUCCGAAGUUGGCAAUGAUUUCUACCCGGCUCUGCGACUGAUACUGCCCGACAAGGACCGCGAUCGCGGUGUCUACGGCCUCAAGGAAAGCGCAAUCGGAAAGCUUCUAGUGAAGUUGAUCAAGAUUGCACCAGACUCGGAGGAUGGUCAAAACCUUCUCAAAUGGAAGCUCCCGGGCCAGACCUUUGCCAGCCGCAUGGCGGGUGAUUUUGCCGGCAGAUGCUUUGAGACGCUAUCCAAAAGACAGAUGCGCAUGACCCCAGGGGAUAUGCGUAUUGGAGAAGUCAACUCGCUGCUCGACAAACUGGCAGCCGCUUCAGGAGAGGCCGAGCAGCUACCCAUUUUUCAAACCUUCUAUGAGCGCAUGAAUGCAGAGGAGAUGAUGUGGCUCAUUCGCAUGAUCCUCAAGGCCAUGAAGAUUGGUGCAAGCGAACGCACAUUUCUAUAUCAGUGGCACCCGGACGCCGAAGCUCUGUUCAAUGUCAGCUCCAGCUUGCGCCGUGUGUGCUGGGAGCUGUAUGAUCCCGCACUCCGUCUGGAGCAGGAAGAUACCAGAGUGACUUUGAUGCAAUGCUUUCAGCCCCAGCUGGCCCAGUUUCAGCCUCACUCACCCAACUUUGCUACAAUGGUCCAAGACCUCGGAGUCACCGACGAAGACCGGAGAUUCUGGAUCGAGGAAAAGUUGGAUGGCGAGCGGAUGCAAUUGCAUAUGAUAGAUGACGACGAUCAUCCAGGAGGCAAGCGCUUCUCUUUCUGGUCUCGAAAGGGCAAGGACUACACCUACCUCUACGGCAAUGGAUUUCAAGACGACAACUCCGCACUGACCAGGCAUUUAUCCGAUGCUUUCGACCCGCGAGUUUCCAAUCUGAUUUUGGACGGCGAGAUGGUCACUUGGGAUCCAAAGAUCGACAAGAUGGUACCUUUUGGUACACUCAAGACGGCCGCCUUGCUCGGUCAAAAGACACCAUUUGACGACACAAACGAGCGGCCCCUCUUCCGCAUUUUCGACAUAUUGUAUCUGAAUGACACAGCGCUGACCAAAAACUCGUUGCAAGAUCGCCGCAAGGCGCUAGCCCAGGUUGUCCGUGAUGUCCAUCGUAGGCUCGAAAUUCAUCCCUACGAGGAAGCAACUUCGGCCGAUGCCGUCGAGCCGCUGUUGCGCAAGGUUGUAGCUGAUUCCUCGGAGGGUCUUGUGCUGAAGAAUCCAAGAUCAGUAUAUCGUCUGAACAGUCGAAAUAAUGAUUGGAUCAAAGUGAAACCAGAGUACAUGUCUGAGUUUGGCGAGUCACUGGACUGUGUGGUCAUUGGCGGCUAUUACGGCUCAGGACAUCGGGGCGGUACCAUCUCCAGUUUUCUUUGUGGCCUCAGAGUUGGCGAGAACCACAUCAAGGCCGGUGCCAAUCCAGAGAAAUGCAUCAGUUUUUUCAAGGUUGGCGGUGGCUUCAAAGCCGAGGACUAUGCGCAGAUCCGCCAUUUGACAGAGGGCAAAUGGAUGGACUGGGACCCAAAGAAGCCCCCAAGCGAGUUUAUUGAGCUCGGUGGCGGCGAGAAGUACCAGUACGAACGACCUGACGUCUGGAUCCGACCAAAGGACUCCAUCGUUGUCUCGGUCAAGGCGGCCAGCAUCGGCGCUUCCCCUCAGUUUGCCAUGCAGAUUACCCUCCGUUUCCCGAGGUUCCGACGGCUGCGGACCGAUAGGACAUGGGACUCUGCUUUGGAUGUAGACGAUUUCAUGAAGCUCAAAGAAGAUGCUGAGCAACAAGUCAAGGAGAAAAAGGAAAUGAAGAUUGAAGAUCGUAAGCGCAGGCCGCAAAAGAGGGCCAGGCGCGAGAUCUUGAUCGCUGGACAAGAUCCAGACACAGCCAUGGCUGAUCAAAAGCCUGCAGCUGGGCAGGCACAGACAGGUCGGACAAGGAGCGUGUUUGAAGGCCGUAAAUUCUGUGUCAUGACUGACUGCGUCAAACCAAUUAGAAAGACCAAGGCUCAGCUCGAGUCUUUGAUAAAAGCUCAUGGCGGAACCCUCUCUCAGCAGACGGAUCCCCAGCCUUGGAAGUACUUGAUCGCGGAUAAAUAUGGCAUCAAGGUGGCGAGUCUUCUCAAGCGUGACAGCGAGGUGGACAUUAUCAGGCCAAAUUGGGUCUUGGACUGUCUUGACCAAGACGGCGUUGAGUUUCUCCUGCCCUUCGAGGAAAAACAUCUCCUCAAUGCUUCGGAAGCUACCAAACAGACUGCUGAGUUUCAGGUGGAUGAGUACGGCGACAGCUACAUGCGCGCUGUGGAUGUUGAUGAGUUGAAGCAGAUAGCAGAAGGCAUUCCCAAGUUUGAGGACGCAGACAGCUUUGAUGUCGACGAGUUUCUGGAUAGCUUGGAAUCAGCCGGAUGUGAGAUGACGGGACUUGGCUUCGUAUUCAGGCGCUGCAUCGUACUCGUUGCUGGUGUGGCCGGGACGCCAAAGCACUACCUUGACAUACUACGAAGCUAUAUCCGUUUCGGCGGCGGGACCGUGGUGGACAAUUUGCAGUCGCAAGGCCUCACGCACGUCGUGGUGGCGGGUGACUCUAACGAGGGGGCGGCCGCUAGGGAGUUGGCAGCUGAGUUGAGGCACCGCAUAAGCCUGUUACGACGGCCGCCGAGGCUGGUCACGCGGCAGUGGGUUGACGAGAGCUGGAAGGAGAAGACUCUACUAGACGAGGAGGCAUAUGUGCCGUUAUGAUUGAUGAAUGAUGAUUAUGAUUGAUGAGUGGACAGUUUUCAAGGCCUCUUUCUUGGACUUGUAGUCUGAUGCUACACAGUACAGUGAAUGAAUAGCAGACAAACAGACCUCGGCCUGGGCUAGCACGUAGCUUCUCUGUCGACUCAGAAAUCCACUUCAUCCCUUUCACUUGCCAAUGGUAAGGAACAGACGAUCACCAACAUCGCCCAAACCAGGCCUCAACAUGCCGCGGUCGGUGAGCUCCCGGUCGACGCCGGCGACCCAGAUCUCGACGCCCUCGGGCCACUCGUCGGCGGCACGCUUGAUGCCCUCGGCGGCGGCGAUGACGCUGAGCACGACGAUGCGGCGGGCGCCCCACUCGCGCAGGGUCUGGAUGGCGGCGGCGCAGGUGCCACCCGUGGCGAUGACGGGGUCCAGGAUGAAGGCCAGGCUCGGGACCUGGUUGGCAUCGCCGGCGGCGCCCUGCGGCAGGUGGUUGGGCAGGUUGUUGUAGUACUCGACGGGCUCGAGGGUCGUCGGCUCCCGGUACAGGCCUAGGUGGUGGACUGGGACGGGAUCCGGGAGGAGGGUUUGGACGGCUGGUGGUUUUGGGAGGUGGUGGGUGUCAAUGUAAUUGGGCGGUGUUUAUAGGUGGAAGUGUGGGAGGUAUGGGAAGAAAUGGGGAGUUGCGAAACUAACAUGGCCGCUGACGACCGUGGCGGUUUUUUUUGGGAUGAUUACAUGAGAAAGACGAAUAAAAAGAAGAAGAAAAUUGUACACACCUUCAGUCAUUGCCAGGCCUGAUCUCAAAAUAGGGACCAGGCAGAUGGUCUCGGGUGUGAUAACGCUGGUGGUGUACUCGGCACCGAUAGGCGAGACAUCCUUGAGGUAGUAUUAGC
Messenger RNA from Pyricularia oryzae 70-15, 4241 nucleotides. RefSeq names its product DNA ligase 4. The transcript is spliced from 2 exons. Gene Ontology annotation, biological process: DNA recombination; DNA biosynthetic process; nucleotide-excision repair, DNA gap filling. Bases 358 to 3363 code for a protein of 1001 amino acids. Gene Ontology annotation, molecular function: ATP binding; DNA binding; DNA ligase (ATP) activity. Lineage: Eukaryota; Fungi; Ascomycota; Sordariomycetes; Magnaporthales; Pyriculariaceae. Gene Ontology annotation, cellular component: DNA ligase IV complex. The record is from RefSeq and is a predicted model, not a curated record.